GCGACCAUCCGUCGUUGAAGCAAGUAUGGGUGAGUGAACGCCAGUUUCGCUCACGGCGAUACUCUCCGAAAGCUCGCGUACGUACUUUGCCGUGUUUAUGUUAAUUUACCGGCCCGGUUCGGAUCCCAAUUUUUCCCGAUACAUUCCCACGAAACGCGCUGUUUGGGUUGCGUAUUGCUCCCUUUUGCGUGCCGAUACGUCAUAAGAUCACAUGUUUGAAGCUAACAACAUCGCGUCCGUGUGCUUUUCCCAUUAGGAAAAAUCGGUGAACGGAGUGCAAACAUAUACGAUCGAAAAUUGUAAUUCUGUUUUUUUUUGUUGUGCUGUGUUCGGCCCUGUUUGUUCUUGUGCGCUUUCGAGCCCCUGUCGAUACUUUUUGCUCAUCCGUAGACCGGUAAACCGUCAAGGUCGCGACCAAACCAAUGCGUGUGCGUAUUUUGAAAGGAGAAGAAAAAAGACCGGUAAAGUGUUGUAAAUUUUAAAUUUUCGGUAACGUCCUUCAGAUCACACAACGCAUCUCCGUCUUGUGCGGAAAAUCAGUCUCCAUUUAAUGGCCAACGCCGGUCGGGGGGAGUGAGUGCCCCUCCGGCAGCGGAACGCUUUCGGUUGCUUCGAUUCGAUUGUGUUGAUUCAUGGUGGCCGGAUGAAAGGGCAGAGUAGCAGGGGGAGGGAGGGUUUGGUUUUCCCACAAAACAAAUCAUUACUGCCAUCGUGACAGUGCUUUACUUUAAUUAGUGUAAUGUUCAUGCAUGGUUUCAAAAGUGAAUGUUCAAUGUGCACGUGUGUGUGUGUUGUUUGUCUCUUAUUUUCGUAAGCUUCUUUUGAGCAGGUUUGAAAGGUUUUCGGUGCGUUUAAAUUUAACUCAACCAAUCAUCAUCUCCAGUUUGUGUAAGAAGCGAAACGAAUUAUGAUUAAAUCUACUCAUCUUUACAAAGUGCUUACAGUGUUUGUGUUUGUGUAAUAAUUACAUCGGUGUUUGCGAAUGGAUGAACGGAUUAUACGCGACACAGGAAUGCUGAGCACCAACAAUGAUCGAUCAUCUUAGCGUUUAAAAAAAAUAAGAAGUUCGAUGGCCCCAAGAGCAUGGUACGAAAUUCAAGGAUGCAACGCAAAUAGAACAUUUACCGGCAACACCUCACCACAAUAUCCUGUUGUCGUAAUGAAAGUGACAGUGAAAUGUGAAACUCAAUACACGCCGUAAAGAAUCAUCUGCGGGAGAAAGGAGCGAACAGCUCUAGACAAUGAAACGACACAAACGCUCCUGUCGGUAUGUGCAUUCGGAAAAGACUUGUACCGCAUUGUGUCAGUUUGUGUUCUUAUUGUUCCGUGCAAACCCAAAUAACAUUCUCUGUGAAAGUGAGCCGCUCUAGCUGGGAGUGAGCUGUGCGACUGUGUGUGUGUGCGUAAUCAGGACAGUGGCAACCCUUCCACCCACCGUAAGAUGCCGUGGGGUUGCCUCUGUUCAAAGGAGAAAAAACGGCCCCAAAUCAGCAGUCCGAUACUGAACCCGGAGGAUACCCAGAAGCUCCAGUUACUUCCCGCCGUUAGACGUCCGCUGCUAUCGGACGCGGAGAAACUCGAGCAACGGUUGCUGGCCCCGAACCGGAACGCCGACUUUGACAACGAGAGCAGCGAGGAGACGCAGCCUCCGAACGAUGCCGGCCGUGAUAGACUCCAGCAGCAGCUGCUCCAAAAGUCGCGCCUCAAGUCCUCGAAUCUCAAGAGCACGACCUACACCCGCAACACCGAAAACGACAAGCUAACGCGCCACCUGAACACGGUCAAGUUUAGCUUCGACGAGCCCGUUCCCCAAAAGCCGGAAAAUGCAGCGGCGGAGGGCGCACCGAAGCCUCAGCGGAAGUUGUCAGACCGUGGCGAGCCACCGCCCAAGCCGGACCGUCGCAUAACGACCACCACGCAGCAGAUUGUGGUGAAGCUGCCGGAAACGGUGGCAAACGUAUCGCUGGAACAUCAGCAAAGCGGCGCCGGCAGGGAUGAGAUCGAUUGCAAUGGAAAUGGGAACUACGAUGUCGUGGUGCCGUCGAUAAAAGUCUGUGACGACGGUGGUGUCCAGAGCGACGGCAAAGCGACUGCACCGGUUGACGAGAACAAGAACGAAAUCAUAGCGCCGGGCAGCAGCGAGGGUAGCAUACCGUUCAUUGACGAAGAUCCGUCGCAGAUACUGAGACAGCUGAAUGCCAAUCCCCAGCGAGGUCAAAAUUUCCAUGACGCUCGUAUCAUUACGCUCACACCAAAGAAUGUAGGAUCGGAGGCGACGCGGGCGACGGCGGCCGCGGUGGCCAGCGACCAGGCGCACCGGGAGGCACAGUUGCGCCUGCUGGCGGACACGAAAAAGUUUACCCGUUUUCUGGUGGAAGCACCGCCGGUGGCGAGUGUUGAGGCGGUAAAGUUUACGCACAUUUUCCAGAUUCUGCCACCGUCGUACGAUCGGUUGUGUCAGCAGUGCCACAAGGCGCUCCAUCUGGACAUUGGAUUGCGCUGCGUGGUGUGCGAUUUCACCUGCCAUCAGCAGUGCGUGCGACUAGAAAAGAAAAAUGGCCGGGAAGAGGAACAGCAAACAAUCAACAAGUACAACUCGCUACCACUGCAUACGAUCAACGCCCAGCAGCAGCAGCAGCAACAGCCCAGGCCAACCACAAACCUGAACCAUGUAAAUAACAACCAUUACCAUAAUUAUUCGCUUCAACCGUACUACAACCGGCAGCAACAGCAGCAUCAGCAGCAGCAGCAGCAACUACAGCAUCACUCGUAUCCUGUCGCACGAAUCGACGAGGAACCGGCGGCCCAAUCGCUCCGGCUAAACUACGUGACGGAGCGGAUUCUCGCGUCAACGUUACCGGCCCGGCGGCUUCAGAAUGGCUCGUCGUCACCGCACACCCCGAACGGCACGCCGCCCGUCGACGAGCACGAGCGCGAACUCAUCAACAUGCUGGAACAGAAGCAUAAGCAGAACUACCGGAUACUGGAUCUGGAGGCGCGUCUCGUCAACAUCACGCUCGAGAAGCUGUGCGAGCUGUGCAAAUACAUCGAUUCCUGGCUGGGCAGCGGGAAGGAAAAGAUUGUCGUUCUACAGGACAGGGAAGAUAAACAUCGGCUCGGGACGGCGAUCGCAGCGUACCUGCAGUAUCAAAAAAUCUGCGGCUCGAACAUUCCGCAAGCUAGCGGCCACUCGAAGAAUUCCCUUUCGCCCGGCGGUACCGACAAUGGGCGGCGGACGCCCACCUGGCUCGAUCUGGACAUCUACUCGAUGCAAAAGUUUCUGGAAACGGUCGCUGGUCCAUUGCGCAUUCCUUCCCACAGGAGAUACAUUCAAUACUUCUCCGGGCUGCUGUCGGGUGUGAUCAAGUUGAAUUCGUCCUCCUUCUUCCUGAAAGCGAUACGGGUCGAAUCGCCGCCAUGUUUGCACUACCGUGCCAUAACCGUCAACAGCGAGUGGCGCAGCUUCAUCAAGAUCUUCGAGGGCGUCCGGUGUCUGUUCACCUCCGACAUCUACGUCAUACCGAUCACGACGCGGCACUUCAUCUACGAGAUCAAGCAUCCGCUGCGGUUGCGCGGCGACAUCCUGGUCCGCUGCUACCAGAUCAUACCAAAUAACAACAAGGCGACGUACGAGAAGGAGCUGAUCGCGUCCGUGCAAUUUCACACAUGUGCCAUAACCGAAAAGGAAGUACAAUUCACCAAGGGAGAUGUAGACUUCGCGUGCGAAGACGAGCGCUUCUCCGCCGAGCACAGGAUGACGUUCUGCUUCGACACCGUGCCGAACGAGCGGCCGAUGAUACUAGUGUUCCAGGAUCCGCUCGUGCGCAUAGAGCCGAUCGCGGAGAACGGUGAUCUGCUGGAAACGAUCAAUGAAGGUUGGUCCAAAAAAGAUGAGUCCGGCCAUACGCAGGGUCCGCUGGAUGGAUCGCUGUACGCGACGAUACUGAAGAGCCCCAAGUCGCCGACGGCAACGACGCACCUCAUCUCGCCGCCGGCCGAGUUCAGCAACGGCAGCAGCAAGUCGUUGCUGCUGCUGAACGGCAACGGUCCACCGCCCCCGGUGCCGGAGCGUUCCAAGACGCCGAACUCGAUCUAUCUCAGCCAGAACGGGACGCCCCGCAGUACGCCGGUACCGUUUGCGCUGGCACCGCCACCCGCCGCCAGCCCAGCGUUCGGGGACAGGAGUGUUAGGGCCGUGUCGAGUGCGAGCAAUAGUGUCAGCGUGAACAGCAGCUACAGCUCGUACCAGAGCGCCAGCCCGGGUGUCGCCAGCGUACCCGAUGGUGGCAGUCCCGGAGCGACACUAGCGACGCCCGGCGGUACGAAAGCGAGACCACCGUCCGCUCAGCAGGUCGAUGGCCGCGAGUCGGUGCGCAGUCCGCUGACGGUGUCCAUGGACUCGGGCAUCUCGAGCAGUGGCCCAGUUAAUCGUCGCGUACAGGGAUCCAGCGUUUCGCCGUCAAGUUUUCCGAGCCCCCAAGCUAGUCCGCAAGAUGAUCGCCACCGGGAGCUGGACGACCUGCUGUCCGAUAUGAUGCUCACCGUGCAAGGCAUCCCGGACGUUGGCCAAAAAGCAGACCAAACAGACCAUCAUCAAUCGCAGCAGCCGCAGCAGCAACAGCAGCAUCAACAUCAUCAUCACCACCAUCAUCAUCAUCAUCAGAAUCCCAACGAUCACUUCGUCAACACGAACACCGACACGAUCAAGCGCUCGCAUUCGGCCCAGCUGCCGCAGCGCGAGGACGCCCGCUCGCGCACCCCACUCACAGCCGUGAGUGACUACUCGCCCGCCACGGCGGCUGCGGCGGCUGCGGCGGCGGCGGCCGCAAAGGAGCGCGAGCUGCUCAUGUACGAAACGUCCAGCACGACGACCACGCUCACGCCACCGCCGAGCGAGAGUGGCCGCGAGACGCCACUGCUGAGUGGCCCGUCGUACGCAGCAGCAGCAGCGGGCACGAUUCGCGAACGCGAGCUGCAAAAUAUAAAUAACAAUAAUCUGACGCCAGCCGAGCGCGAGCUGAUCAUGAGCGUGCAGCGCCACCAGCAUCAGUCGCUUGCGUAUCCUCGACCAGCGCGGUCGACCACGGGAGCAUCGGAACGGUUCACCUCGGACGACGACGACGAUCUGCUGGUGCACGGCGGCACCGGCUCUGUUGCCCAGAUCCCGUACCACGCGCGGGAAGACUCGCGCCCGUUCACGUACGGCAACAUACCGGCGACCGGGACGCCGCAGCAGCCGCCGGCCGCCACCAUGCUCAAGAUGCAGUCGGGCCUGUCCAGCCCGUCGAUGGUGCGGAAGGCGCUCGGGACACCUACCGCGUCCCGCAAGACCGCCGGCACCCUGCCCCGCAAUGACUUCGAGGAGAUGCUGCGCGAACGGCGCGAAAAAGUGCUCAGUGAAAAGUACACCAUCGGCGAUCAGUCGCCCGGUGGUGGCAUGAUGGUCAGUGACACCAUCAACAACAACAGCAGCGGAGAUGGCCGAUGGACCUACCAGCAGCAUCACACGGUGAAAACGGUCACAACGCAGGGCGGCGGCGGCGGCGCUGGGACUCCGAACGGCUACCCGGCCCACGAACCGCUGAAGCGCUCCAACACGAUGGACGGCAGCUUCGGACGCCAGUUCUCCAACGAAGGAAUAUCCGGCCAGUCGUGGCUCCAGUUACAGCAGCAAAAGCUAAGGGCACGCCGGGAGCAGCAGCGGCGGGAACAUUCGAAUAGUUUUAGUUACAACUACGGCAGUCCGGCCUUCCCGACAGCCGGCGAGAAUGCGUACAGCACGACGCACCGUCGCAGCCAAACACUGUCGCCGGUGCGGAACGAGCGGAACUAUCACACGCUUACCACGACCCGGACCCACUCGACGGAGCGGCCGUUUGUGGCGGUACAGCGAGCGCACGACAACGCCAAGCUCCAGACAAUUGGGAAUGCACCACUCUCCAUCUUGAAUGCCUCACCGCACGGUCACAUUGCACAAGCCCAAACAGCACCUUCAUCCUCCACACCAUCGCCAUCGGCGGUGUCGUCCCCGUCGCCGGUACCGACGGCCAACGGCAACACCACUACCACCAGCAGCAGCAGCACCAACAACACAUCGGUAUCGAUCACCCAUCAUCAUCAGACGGUUAAUGGAGGCGGUAGCCCGGUCAAUGGUCACGCAACGCCCCAACCGCAGCAUCGGCACGUCAACGGCAAUGGCGCACAUUAUCAGCAGCAGCAGCAGCAACAGCAACUUAACAACAGCCUGAACGGCAGCAGCGGACUAUUGUCCCUUGCCGAGCAGGACCACUCGACUCCGAAACACGGACAGGUUCGAUUGGAGUCCGAACAGAUCAUAUUCAGUAACAUACACAGUCUGAACAAUCUCGCUAACUGCGAAAAGCUCAAUAACCUGCUAAACGAAAUAACCAACAGUGCGGCGGCGGUCGCGUCCGUUGCGUCGCCCGAGCCGAUGAAGGGGGCCGCCACGGGUGGCCCGGACGCAUGCAAUACUAGCCCUAACACUACUACCUUCAGUGUAACUACCACCAGCUCCUCCUCGUCUGCUUCCUCCAUGUCCACUAGCAAUCAUAGUGCAGGUCACAUUAAUCAAACGCAUCAUCUAAUCGAUACGCCGUACCAUGAACAUCAUCAUCAUCCACCAACGCCGAACGCUCACCAACGCCACCAAAAUGGCUGCCACCGUAAUGGCGAGCAGGAACCGAUGGAGCUGUCCUCCUCGCCGGAGGGUAGCGUCGAUGAGAAGCCGCCACCACCACCACCGUCGUCCACCAAUGGUGAGCGACUGCGUAAUGGGCACUCGAACUCCUCCAGCUCCUCCGACAGUGCGAUCGGUGGCCAUGGGCAGCUGGCCCUCGAUAAGCUGCUCGCCUCCUUGGCGCUCGAAAGUGACGUUACGGAAGAGCAUCUGGCCAAGAUUGAAGGACGCGCCGCCACCAACGGGGUGCCGUGCUAUGCCGAGCAGCGGCGGCCCACCUUCCAUCCGUCGGCCGAACUGUCGGACGUGCUGGCCAAUCUGGCCGAGUACGAUCUGAGCGAAACGCAGCAGCGCAAUGGCAACCACCUGCUGUACCACUAUCAGCAGCAGCAGCACCAGAACAACGCCUCCUCGUCCUCGUCGUCGGGUGAUACUACCACGACCAACGGCAACUAUCGGCUGUAUCCAACCCACGGCUCGGAGCUGGCGAACGUUGGUGGUGGCUUCAACACGCUAAGCAAUGGUGGUAGUAGUAGUAGUCAACACCAACGUAGCGCGAGUCGCACGAGCAGUAACGACGCAGCCGCUGCACAGCAGCAACAGCAGUCACAAAACAGCUCGCCGAACGUACAGCAGCAGCAGCAGCAGCAACUCCAUCACCACCACCACCACCACCAUCAUCCCCAUCAUUCGUUACUAAUGAAUAACCACGUGCGACGAAUCGCGUCCGAAACCGACAGCACCAUCUCAUCCAUUUCGCCUAGCUUGUCCGAACGCAGCAAUGCGAUCUCUUGGUGCGAUCAGGCUCGAGAAGAAUCCUUCUCGUCGUACCGCUCGGAAACGGAGCCGGACAACUCACCGAUGGGUGGAUCACCGCGGCCAGAAACGCCGGCCUUCCCUGUCACGCCACGCACACCGUACGGGCUGAGCAAUGGUACCUCCAGUCCCGCUCUGCCACCCAAGAGUCCGACAUCACAACGCCGAAAAAAUGUCCUCUUUAAACAGCUCGAGAAGCUUGCGCUUGCCAAAGCAUCCCUGUUUCAGUGCGUUGCACCGGUCCUUGAAAAACGGGCGCAGGGUUGUACAUUUUCCUAUGACAAGGACCUGUUCAGUGGCAACCAGCAGCGGACCCAGGAGCUCGUCAACCAGAACGAAACCCUCUCCUGCUACACGUCGCGCCGCAACUCGACCACCUCGAACGCGAACAGCGAACCGCAGGAGGUGGCCCCCCAGUUCGUGAAGUUUGCGCGCGACUCCUCCAAGUACUGGUACAAGCCGAAUAUUAGCCGGGAGGAAGCGAUCGCCCUGUUGCGCAAUGCGGCGCCGGGCACGUUCAUCGUGCGCGAUUCGACCACCUUCGCCAACGCGUACGGUUUGGUGGUGAAGGUGAACCAUCCGCCGCCGGGCGUCCAGUACACCGGCCCGAACAGUGAGGAGCUGGUGCGCCACUUUCUGGUCGAGCCGACGAUCCGGGGCGUCCGGUUGAAGGGCUGCGCCAACGAGCCCGUCUUCACCUCACUGUCGGCGCUGGUGUACCAGCAUUCGAUUACGCCGCUAGCCCUACCGUGCCGGUUGAUCAUCCCCGAUAUGGACCUUCAACAGAUGGAGCAUCAGACACCGGCGCAGCAGCAGUUACUACAGCAGGGUGCAGCCUGUAACGUGCUGUACUUGUUCACCUGCGACACAGAGUCACUUACAGGACCUCAAGCAAUAAGGAAGGCGGUCAGUUCGUUGCUUGCACUACGGCCUCUUCCCAAACCGACGCAAGUGCACUUCAAGGCCUCGUUGCAGGGUAUCACACUGACAGACAACACGCGGCAAUUGUUCUUUAGGCGACACUACCCAUCAAACAAUGUGUCAUUCUGUGCGCUCGAUCCGGACGAUCGUCGAUGGAGCAUCCAGUCGACUACGGGAGAUAUUCCCGCUUCCAAACGUAUGUUCGCGUUCGUCGCCAAGCGGUCACCCUCGUCGGCCGACAAUCAGUGUCACGUGUUCUGUGAGCUGGAACCAACGCAACCGGCGGCGGCCAUCAUACAGUUUGCCAACAAGGUGCUCAGCGGUACCAGUCAGCAGCCCGCAGUUACCAGAGCAAUCUGAGCAGAAUGAGCAGCAUAUAUCCGGGAUGUACGCCCGAGGCACAUUUAUACAGAGCCGCUAACGCAUGCACAACACAGCAUCCACUGUCGUCGUAUGGCAAACAAUACAACAGAGAAAGCGUACAGAACAGUGGAAAAGCGCGUAUUGUUGUACUAAUAAAACUUAAACAAACCCGCAAACCGCAAGGAUCGAAAACGCACGAAACGCGCAUUAAUUAAACCACGGCAGGAUGUAAACGUUUUAACAUUGCACACCCGUUGUAGUUCACGACGGCACACGCAUAUAUGUGCACACAGGCGAAUGAGCAGCAUACUAAAACAACCAUACUUAACACGGUGCGUUUUGAACGUGUGCCACGUGGCGCGCCCAUUGUUACUCACGACACACAACAACAACAGCAAAAAAGAACAACCGCCAACUACCAUUUUAUUGUGUAAUUGUGUAAUUAUUACUUACUAUAAUUUAGCCAUAUGCGUAGGGCAGCAUCCAUGUAACCCCGUCAUCUCACCCAGUCUCUCCCCAUUAGUUUCGCUGUGUAUGUGUUAAACGAUAGCAAACGCCCUACACUAACAGACUAUCUCCCACACGGUUGUAUACACUACUUCUUUGCUGUCCUUUUCCGUUGCGUUUCCUUCGUGAGAACAAAAAAAUUAAUAAUAAUAAUAAUAGUUAAACAAAUUGUUAGCCUUUUGUACAGCGGAGUGCUUUCGUGAGAGCCACACGCCAACUACUAAUACACGCGUUGUUUUAGAUAGUGUGUAGUGGGUGCGAUAAUCUGAAAUAUAGUAACGAAGAAAUCAAACCAA
Anopheles gambiae (African malaria mosquito) is the source of this 9600-nucleotide messenger RNA. RefSeq names its product tensin-1 (gene by). The transcript has 23 exons. Gene Ontology annotation, molecular function: protein binding. The record is from RefSeq and is a predicted model, not a curated record. The coding region runs from base 1442 to 8794 and encodes 2450 amino acids. Lineage: Eukaryota; Metazoa; Arthropoda; Insecta; Diptera; Culicidae.